AUGUUCGUCAGAAAGAGAGAUGGACGCCAAGAACGUGUCCAGUUCGACAAGAUCACUGCUCGUGUCUCGAGACUGUGUUACGGUCUUGACAUGGACCACGUUGACCCCGUGGCCAUCACUCAGAAGGUUAUCUCCGGUGUCUACGGAGGUGUCACUACCGUGCAAUUGGACGAUCUUGCCGCCGAGACUGCUGCAUACAUGACCGUCACACAUCCCGACUAUGCCAUUCUUGCCGCCCGCAUUGCCGUCUCCAACCUCCACAAGCAGACCAAGAAGCAAUGGUCCGCUGUUGUGAGCGACCUCUACCACUAUGUGAACCCCAAGAACGGACGGCCGUCGCCCAUGAUCUCCAAGGACACUUAUGAGUGCGUCAUGCGACAUAAGGAGGAGUUGGACUCUGCCAUUGUCUAUGACCGCGAUUUCCAAUACCAAUACUUUGGCUUCAAGACUUUGGAGCGAUCAUACCUCCUCAAGAUUGACGGUAAGAUUGUCGAGCGGCCUCAGCACAUGAUCAUGCGUGUGUCUGUUGGUAUCUGGGGUGAUGAUAUCGAGCGAGUCUUGGAGACAUACAAUCUGAUGUCCAGCAAGUUCUUCACGCAUGCUUCCCCCACGCUCUUCAAUGCCGGUACCCCUCAGCCCCAAUUGUCAUCAUGCUUCUUGGUUGAUAUGAAGGACGACAGUAUUGAGGGAAUCUACGAUACUCUCAAGACCUGUGCCAUGAUCUCCAAGAUGGCUGGUGGUAUUGGUCUGAAUGUGCACCGUAUCCGUGCUACUGGUUCAUACAUCGCUGGUACCAACGGUACAUCGAACGGUGUUGUUCCUAUGCUUCGUGUCUUCAACAACACUGCUCGGUAUGUCGACCAGGGCGGCAACAAGCGACCCGGUGCUUUUGCCAUCUACCUCGAGCCUUGGCACUCUGAUGUAUUCGAUUUCCUUGAUCUCCGUAAGAACCACGGUAAGGAGGAGGUCCGUGCCCGUGACCUUUUCCUUGCCCUUUGGAUUCCUGAUCUUUUCAUGAAGCGUGUUGAAAAGAACGGUGACUGGACACUGAUGUGCCCCAAUGAGUGCCCUGGCCUCGCCGACUGCUACGGAGAGGAGUUCGAGGCUCUGUACGAAAAGUACGAGAGGGAGGGCAAGGGUCGCAAGACCAUCAAGGCUCAGAAGCUUUGGUACGCCAUUCUUGAGGCCCAGACUGAGACCGGAAACCCAUUCAUGCUCUACAAGGAUGCUUGCAACCGCAAGAGCAAUCAAAAGAACCUCGGUACCAUCCGAAGUUCCAACCUUUGCACUGAAAUUAUCGAGUACUGUGCCCCCGACGAGGUCGCUGUCUGUAACCUUGCCUCUCUGUCUCUGCCCUCCUUCAUCAACUACGAUGAGGCUUGCUACGACUUCAAGAAGCUGCACAAGGUCAGUCAGGUUGUUAUUCGCAACCUGAACAAGAUUAUCGAUGUGAACCACUACCCUGUCCAGGAGGCUCGCAACAGCAACAUGCGCCACCGACCCAUCGGUCUUGGUGUUCAGGGCCUUGCCGAUGCUUUCCUUGCUCUGCGUAUGCCCUUCGAGUCACCCGAGGCUCGUGAGCUCAACAAGCAGAUCUUUGAGACCAUUUAUCACGCUGCCCUCACUGCCUCCGUGCAGUUGGCUAAGGAGGAGGGCCCCUACUCCACCUUCAAGGGUUCUCCCGCCUCUGAGGGUAUCCUCCAGUUUGACAUGUGGAACGUCAAGCCCUCUGACCUCUGGGACUGGGAGACUCUUCGAGAGGAAGUCAAGACACACGGUAUCCGUAACAGUCUGCUCCUUGCUCCUAUGCCUACUGCCAGUACUUCCCAGAUUCUGGGCAACAACGAGUGCUUCGAGCCCUACACAUCCAAUAUCUACCAGCGCCGUGUUCUCGCUGGUGAGUUCCAGGUUGUCAACCCCUGGCUGCUCAAGGACCUUGUCGACAUGGGUCUGUGGUCCGAUGCUAUGAAGAACCGCAUCAUUGCUGAGAAUGGUUCCAUUCAGAACAUUCCCAACAUCCCUGCCGAUGUCAAGGCCCUAUAUAAGACUGUUUGGGAGAUUUCUCAGCGCCAGGUCGUCCAGAUGGCUGCUGAUCGAGGUGCCUUUAUUGAUCAGUCCCAAUCACUGAACAUCCACAUGAAGGACCCCACGAUGGGCAAGAUCACCAGUAUGCACUUUGCAGGCUGGAAGCUUGGCCUCAAGACUGGCAUGUACUACCUUCGUACACAGGCUGCUGCUGCUCCUAUUCAGUUCACUGUUGAUCAGCAGGCUCUCAAGCUUGCCGAUUCCAAUUCGGCUCAGAUCAAGCCUCUGAAGAAGCGUGCUCCUCCUGCUGGUUCAAGCUACCUCAUGUCCUCCCCCUCAACUAUGGGACGUACUGAACUUAACGGUAGCAGGACUGGCUCCCAAGACAGCGGUUUGAAUGGCAAUGCGGCCAAGGGCCUGAAUGGUACUACGACGGUACCCGGACGUGCACCCACCAUCAAGGCUGAUGUUGAGGAGGGUGACAGCCCUAAGGCUCUUCCCACUGAGCCUGCCGAGAAGGUUCAGGAAGAAGAGCUGGGCAUCAAGAAGAAUCCUCAGUCUGAGGAUCAAGACAAGGACAAUGAGGAUCGUGAGCGCGAUAUCUACUCGGAGGCCGUCCUGCAGUGCAGCAUUGAGGAUCCCGAGUCCUGCAUUAUGUGCAGUGGUUAG
Messenger RNA from Fusarium tjaetaba, 2694 nucleotides. Its product is annotated as ribonucleoside-diphosphate reductase large chain. The record is from RefSeq and is a predicted model, not a curated record. Gene Ontology annotation, cellular component: ribonucleoside-diphosphate reductase complex. NCBI's taxonomy places the organism in Eukaryota, Fungi, Ascomycota, Sordariomycetes, Hypocreales, Nectriaceae. Gene Ontology annotation, biological process: DNA replication; deoxyribonucleotide biosynthetic process. Gene Ontology annotation, molecular function: ribonucleoside-diphosphate reductase activity, thioredoxin disulfide as acceptor; ATP binding. Bases 1 to 2694 code for a protein of 897 amino acids. The transcript is spliced from 4 exons.